Arctia plantaginis is the source of this 330-nucleotide messenger RNA. The record is from the annotation of a GenBank genome assembly. NCBI's taxonomy places the organism in Eukaryota, Metazoa, Arthropoda, Insecta, Lepidoptera, Erebidae.
AUGUCGUCGUACUUACCAUCUGAUGUCGUUCCCCUUUAUCGUUCCCACAAUUUUAUAGCUAAAGGUAAUUGUGGUUUAAGAGUUGAGCUACAGGAUAUUAAAACUGGUCACAGCAGUAAUAUCAUACCUGAAUCAGUCUUGACUGAUGAACUGACAUCAACAGCACAGGAUAUGAUAUGCUCACCAAAUGUUACAGAAGUUUAUUCACGUUCUGACCUGAAAACCAUUACCGAUUUUGUGGAACCCAUUGCAAAAGAUAUUAAAUUACUGACAGCUUCUCUGCAAAAUGUUUUAAGUAGUACAUCUGAAACCCCAGGCUCAUGUUCAUAA